Messenger RNA from Annulohypoxylon truncatum, 2266 nucleotides. RefSeq lists its product as uncharacterized. Bases 211 to 1653 code for a protein of 480 amino acids. Gene Ontology annotation, cellular component: nucleolus; chromatin. Gene Ontology annotation, molecular function: macrolide binding; peptidyl-prolyl cis-trans isomerase activity. The record is from RefSeq and is a predicted model, not a curated record. The transcript has 4 exons. Lineage: Eukaryota; Fungi; Ascomycota; Sordariomycetes; Xylariales; Hypoxylaceae.
UUUUUUUUUCCUUCUUCUCUUCAACGGCUCGAGUCGCGUUCAACUUCCUUUUCGUCCUUUCUCAUAAGACCUUGCCUUUCCCUCCUGCCUUUUUACAAUUGAUAUUGGUAAUUGACAUUUGCGAUUUCAAUCAUUCACUUUUUUAAUCGCAUCGUAAACCCUCAGUCGCACAAAUUUUGUUCAAUCAUCUAACCGUCCCAUCAAUUCAUAAUGACGAUUCUGCCUAUCGCCCUCUAUGGGCUUGAGGUCCCGGCGCAGGGCCUUCUGGUUCCUGCCAUGACAGAGGAUGGUGUUCCUGGUGCCGCUUAUCGCAUUACCAUGGCCGCUCUCGACCCGACUGAGGCGCCCGAAGCUGACGAAGAGGGUAACAUCCCCGCCGUCCCUCGUGCUACUCUAAAACUCAUUCGCCGCGCGCCCACCCUCGACGAUGAAAUGGACGAUGAAUAUCUUGAUGAACUGAUGGGCGGCUCGUCUGACGAAGAUGAUGACGACGACGACGACGAGCCUAACGGUGGUCCUAGCGACCCGGCCAAGUCGAAGAAAGCUCGACAGGCUGCUGCCUUGCAGAAACUCAUCCAGGCUGCCCAGGAAGAAGAGGACUCCGAUGAGGAGAUGGGCGAUGCCAAGCCUAACGGCGUCAAGGCUAGCAAGAAGGGCAAGAAGGGCAAGGAGCCUGCUACAUCUAGUGAUGACGAGGAUGAUGAUGAGAGCGACGGCUCUGAGGGAUCGGAAGUUGAGGAGUUUGUUGUGUGCACCCUCGAUACUGAACGCAACUACCAGCAGCCCCUCGACAUCACCAUUGGUCCUGAUGAGGAAGUAUUCUUCAGGGUCAAGGGUACCCACACCAUUCACUUGACUGGCAACUACCUCAUUGACACUGAAGAGCCUACCUCUUCCGACGAAGAGGACGAGGAGGAUGAUUAUGAUUAUGAUAUGGAAGACAUGGAGGAGUACGACACCGACGACUCGGAAGUAGACGAGCUAGAUGGUCUCCAGGACCCUCGCAUCACGGAGAUAGACUCCGAGGAGGAGGAAGCCCCCAAAUUGGUAAAAGCUGAGGCUAAGAAGGGCAAGAACAAACGUCCUGCCGAAGACGAGACGGAGGGUCUUGAUGAACUGAUGGCUAAGGCCGAAGAGACCAAGCUUAGCAAGAAGCAGCAAAAAAAGCUGAAGAACAACAAGGGCGAGGCGAUUGCCGCCAAAGAGGAGGCCAAGGCCGAAUCGAAAGAUGCCUCUAAGGGAGACAAGAAGGUGCAAUUCGCCAAGAACCUUGAGCAAGGCCCCACAGGCUCGGCCGCCGCAGAAAAGGGAGCUACCCUCGGCGUCAAGGUUGUUCAGGGUGUCACCGUCGACGAUCGCAAGCUCGGCUCUGGUCGCGUUGUCAAGAAGGGUAACAAGGUCGAGGUCCGAUACAUCGGCAAGCUUCAGAACGGCAAGGUCUUCGAUGCCAACAAGAAGGGAAAGCCCUUUAGCUUCUCGGUAGGCAAAGGAGAGGUCAUCAAGGGAUGGGAUAUUGGUGUUCAGGGCAUGUCCGUAGGUGGCGAGCGUCGCCUCACGAUCCCGGCCAACCUCGCCUACGGCAGCAAAGGCCAGCCAGGCAUCCCCGCAAACAGCACCUUGAUCUUCGACAUCAAGUUGUUGGCGAUCAAAUGAUCGUAGCGUCUGCCGAAUAAUUCUCCUUAUAAUCUCCUUAUUUCCUGAUACCAUCCUGGUUGGUUGUACUCUAUUAUUGGCCGAUUCGGUCAAGUCUGCGUGCGAUAUGAGCUGUCGUCGGUUUUCCUACUCAUGCGCUGUGUGGUCUCCGACCUGCGCAGGUCUGCUGGGAUCUGGCGUCAUUCGGACGCGGGAAGCAGAUGUUGUCAUAAGGGAUGACGAGGUCUGCAUUGCAUCAAUGGCGUAAAAAGUGCAGGGGGGUUGGUUAUACUCUCGUAUAAAUGAAUCUGCGGCUGUCUGUCGGUAGUUACAAUACCAACAAUCAAGCCAAAGUUAGUAAAUUAGAUAUGUUCUAUAACUACCUACCUAAAUCGUGUGACUGUGAUACGUCUUGAGAAGGACACGAGUGUUUUUGGUUCAGGUAUAAGGAGACAAGUGGCUCUAUCCUAGUAGGUUCAUAUUCGACUUGUUGGUAAGCGCGGAGUGAUGAGACAAAGAGAAGUUGAAGCUACAGUUGAGGGUUGGUCGUUCUACCCCUAUUUCAACAAGGUUGGACGAAGGUAAGAAGUAUACACGUGUAAGGAAGCUACCCCUUUCCUUACAUGCUUGCUAG